This is a messenger RNA of Ylistrum balloti, 3963 nucleotides long. RefSeq names its product charged multivesicular body protein 3-like. Gene Ontology annotation, cellular component: ESCRT III complex; multivesicular body. The record is from RefSeq and is a predicted model, not a curated record. NCBI's taxonomy places the organism in Eukaryota, Metazoa, Mollusca, Bivalvia, Pectinida, Pectinidae. Gene Ontology annotation, biological process: late endosome to vacuole transport; endosome transport via multivesicular body sorting pathway; protein transport. Bases 61 to 723 code for a protein of 220 amino acids. The transcript has 6 exons.
AAUCAACCUUGCAAAAACGAGAGUGUCUAAAUUAGGAUUUAGACGUGACAUCCGUUAGUCAUGGGGCUCUUCGGUAAAACACCAGAAAAAUCACCAAAAGAAAUGGUCCAGGAAUGGAAUAGUAAACUGAGAAAGGAAGGACACAAUGUGGAAAGAAGUAUCAGAAGUAUACAGAAAGAAGAAGCUAAAGUAACUCGAGAGAUCAAGGCUUUGGCAAAGAAAGGCGAUAAAGAUGCUAUAAAGAUUCUGGCAAAGGAAGUUAUCAGGUCACGGAAGGCUGUGUCCCGUCUUUAUGCUUCCAAAGCUCAGCUCAACUCUGUCUCCAUGCAGUUGAAGAAUCAAGCAGCUUUGGUGAGGAUGACAGGUGCCCUUCAGAAGAGUGGGGAUGUGUUAAAAAGCAUGCAAGAGCUGGUGAAGGUGGCAGACAUUAGUAAUACCAUGAGGGAAAUGUCCAAAGAAAUGAUGAAGGCUGGCAUCAUGGAAGAAAUGAUGGAGGAUGCUUUUGAAAGUAUGGAUGACCAAGACGAUUUAGAGGAGGAGGCUGAUAGUGAAGUUGAGAAAGUCCUAUUUGAGUUGACUGCAGGUACACUAGGCAAAGCUCCAGAGGCUGUUGAUGAUUCACUUCCUGUGCAUGAAGAUGACAAGAAAAUGGAGGCUGCAGCUAAUUACUCCAGUGAUGAGGAAGAAGAUCUCAAGGGUCGACUGGAAGCAUUGAGGAGUUGAUUAAAUCCAUAGAUAUUUUCUUAUCAUCAUCAUCAUCAUUGUCAUCAUCAUUGUCAUCAUCAUCAUCAUCAUCAUCAUCAUCAUUGUAUGUGAGCUUGAAAGUGCUGGUCACUAAUUUUGGUGCAGUAGAAAUUCUGAACAAGAUCCUAUGCAGAAGACCACCAUUAUUUAGAGGCUUCCACUGUAUGGAUAUUCAAAAGAUUAUGUUUUAUUUACGUGUAUUAGAGUUAUAUCUGUACCAUGACUUGAACAAAUUACCGUAAAAUUAUAUAUUUUUGUAGGGUUACAAAUUCACGUUUUUUUAAAGGUAGAAAAUAUUUUGGCACUUGAUUUUGUUGGUUACAUACAUGAUGAAAUCACCUUGUACAUGUACUAAAAACUCACUAAAAAGUUCAACAAUUUACUAAUUUAUGGACAUGUGAAUUGGUUGAUGACAGUAAUAGUUCCUUAAGAUAAAAAAAAAGAUAAAACACCCACACAAAAAAUUGAAGAUUUUACACUAAGCCAUUUCCAUGUUAGUAUUUUUCUUAUCUAAUCAUAGGAUCUAUGUUAUAUAAAUUCUAUAUGAAAAAAUACAUAUAUGUACCAGGUCAUUUCACCAUCCAAAUUCAGUUCAUUAUUCAACUUUUCUUUUUUUUCUCCUUUUUUUUUUUGUUUUGUUUAUGUGUGUGUUUAGAUUUUAAUUACAUGAUGAUUAUAAUCUACAAAGUCUACACAAUUUAUUUAUGGUGUGAAAGUAUGUGCGAAUGAUGAGUUUGUCUGAGUUCUAAAUUGCAAAUAAUACAUGUAUCAUUUUAUUGCUGAAAAAUAGGUGCCUGUUACAUAUUCAUCCACUGAGAAAGGGUAUAUUGUGAUAUUUCUACAUCUGUUCAAAUUCUUAUUGAAAUACUGAAAUUAAGAAAACCAUAGAAAAAAACUAUGGUUAAAUAACCUGUGUGAAUUAUUGUAAGUGUUUCAUUUUUAAUUCAUUUUCUCUGUCCAUAAUGAAUUAUAUUGCAGUACAUACUGUGUUAGUGCUGAUAAAAAAAUCCAUCUCUAAUAAAUGCCCCCACACUUCCCUUUACAAGACAACAGGCCCAAAACAGAAUAUCCAGAUUUUCGUAGGGCAUUAAAAAAUGUUGUGUCACCAUUAAAUGUUAACUCCAUUAAAGAUAAAAGAGAUAAAACUGAAAACCAAGAAUUUUCUCUUUCUUUUAAAUAUUAGACAUCAGUGUACAUAUAUACCAGAUAGCAAUAUUUAAAAAAUGUACUUAUUUGUUUAUUGGGAGUCUGGUAUAGAGGAGUCUGCUAGUCCUGUAUCAGAAAUAUAGUUUUCUUAUGUUAUCUUAUAAGUGAUAAAUAGUAGGGAGGCUGAUUAUGUUGGUAUUUACUACAACUCUAACGAAGAAGAUAUAAAUACCAAGAGUGAAAUAUCAAACAGUUUUCAGGUUAUUUUGUCACUGCUUGUCAAGGAUUGGCUUUAAAAUAUGGAUACAUAGAAUGUAUCAUGUUGAUACAUUUGCCUUAUUUAAACACAAUAAGCUUUUAUUUUAAUUUAUCGAGAUCUACAAGUAUCAGAUAUAAUGUCAUCAUCACAAUAAUUAAACACUGUAUUCUCUUCUUGUACAGCAUGAUCAAACUUUGUACAUAUUUAUGGAAAAUGUAGAUAAUCUAUUAGAAUAAGUGUUAGUAACAUUAGACAGGUGUAUACUUAAAGGUCACUGGCAACAGUAUUUUGCAGGUCUCUAUAUUUUGACAUAGAUAUCACCUGGGUAGUACCCUGAAUCGAUUUUCACUUCUUGAUUCAGUUAUAGCCAAGUGUGUUCAUCUACAGGUGGUUUGAUUACCUGUUCAUGCUUUGACUUUUGCUGGUAGCUUUUGGGAAUGUUCAGCACCCAAAAUCUGUGACGGUGGUGACAGUAGGAGUCUCAUAUAUUGCGACUGGUGUAAACACAGUGGAAGUCUCAUACAUGUAUAAUGUGGUAGUUUUAUAAUUUGUCUGAUUACACCAGUGAUGGUUGUGUAGGGAUAUUAUAAAACAAGUGAAAAAUUAGUUUUUAAGACAUUAUCUGAAAUAAUUUUCAUGAAAAAUGAACUUUUUCUUUUUCAUUGCCGGUGACCUUUAAGGAUAAGGACCUAUUGAAAUAAGUGUUAGUGACAUCAGAAAGAUGUGUACUUAAGGAUGGAAUAUUAAUGUAUCAUUUUUUAAACCUGCAUGAUUUAUAACAGUAUACGUAGUUCUUAGAAACCUUAUAAUUUUUUUCAAAGUUGUGUUUGAAAUAUGUGAAUGUUGUUGGUUUGGCAAAUCACUUAGCAAAUAGAGUGAUUCUUCUUCCUAUAGUGUCAUGAUUUUUCUCUCAAAUAGGUGGAACUCUUUGACAUGGCCACUUUGUAAUCAUACCAUAUUCCUAUGACAUUUACAAAAUCUGUAAAUGACAUGGUCCAAAUAUUGUAACUAUUUUAAGUUGAAUACUAGAUAUUACUAACUCUCCCUCGUUCUGUUUUUUAAAAUGCAUGAUACACCGACUGGAAAUAAAUGCUACAGUUUUAUGUAAAAUCACUGAUCUAAAACAUAAUUGUUUAUUUGGUUUAAAUAAUAUGUAUUCAAUUAUCAAAUUAUACAUAUAAAUGGAUACAUUGAUUCAUUAUUAUGAAUGGUGAUUAGCAUGCACAAAAGUGUUUAGCUUAUUAGCUUACUUUCCCAAAAAUCAGAUCACUUAUGUUAAAGUAAGACACCUUCAUAUUCUCAGCAACCAUGAGGCCAAGAGUUGUAUUAUUAGGACAUAAGGACACAGAAACGAUUUUGAUCAAAUACUGAAUGACCUAGGCCCACUUAUAAAGUCACAUGGGUCAUAUUUGUUAAAAUACUAUAUGACUUUCCAAUGAUCAAGAAGCCUUUGGGUCACAAUACAUGGGCAAUUUCGGAUCCAAAGGAAUGACUUAAAUCAACCUUUUGUAGCCACAUGAGUUAAAUAAUGUGAUUCUAUAUCGUGCAUAUGUGUAUAACAUUACCAACUUUGAACCGAGAUGAAUUACAGGCUGAAUUUGGCAUCUUUGUUUUCUGAGUAGAAUAAGGUUUUCCCGAAGUAAAACAAGAAUCUUUUAAUUUGAUGUUUGAAACCAAUUUUAAUGUUACAACUAUUUGAACAUUAAAACCUGUAGUAUUUUCUACAUUUGAUAUAUAUCUUGUUUUGUGUGAUUGAUCACUAAUUAUGUCGUUCUCUGUAAAUUACACAAUGGUAUUAAUAAAUUUUAAUGUAG